UCUGAACUGGGUUUUGGUCCAGUUUCAGAUUACUAUGUUUGUACAUUUCCAAUUCUUUUCGGUCGAGUCUAAUCCAUAUUGGUCGGUAUAAACCCCUUAUUUGGCCCUAAAUAAGCUGAACAAGGCAGACUAGGGUAGAAUGGGGGUCAAAUGGAAUCUAAUUGACGUGCCAUAGAACAAAAUUUGGGUUUCAUAAAGAAAAAGGAAAAGGGUAAAGCUCCAGCCCCACAGCUCGAGUUGGUUUGUUGCAUUUCACCUGCAAUAGUGCAAUGCCAUCAAGGAAACUGACAACACUUUCAAUAAUUGGAGCACCAAAUUGAGAAGCUGAAAAAGUGGCAAUACACUGGUACCUUAUGCCACUAUCACCCUAAAUCAUUUCCCAAUUGGUAAAGAAACGAUCUGCGAAACCCAUCUCCGGCGGACGGAAUGUCUACCGGGGGAGGAGCGUCAGUGUCGUGGAAACUGAAGAAAGUCGCCAAAAAGCUCCUUGUCCAGACCUGUGGCUCUUUCUCCCGGAGAGACCACGACUCCGCUGUUCUUGACACCACCGCCACGGCUAAUGCAAGCUGCCCUCUUUCUAUUUUCCGCAGUCCGCCACCGCAGGCAAUUCUUGAUUCUCCGAUCAAUGCAGAGCCCUCAAGUAAUUCUUCUCAAGUUAAACCUUCUAGACUUGCAUACCAAUCGGAUUCCACUUCUUCUAAGCAGAAUGUGUGUGCCAUAUGCCUCGACCCAUUGAAUUACGGCUCAAGCAGCAGUCCAGGCCAGGCUAUCUUCACUGCACAGUGCUCUCAUGCUUUCCACUUUGAUUGCAUCUCUUCAAACGUCCGACAUGGCAGUGUUUCCUGUCCCAUUUGUCGUUCACUUUGGACCCAACUGCCUCGCAACCUACAUGCGCGUUGUUCCUUGCAUCGCAGUCAAGGCGAUCCUAUUCUACAGAUCCUGGAUGACUCGAUUGCAACUUUUAGGGUUCAUAGACGCUCCUUUUUACGCUCUGCUCGUUAUGAUGAUGAUGAUCCCGUUGAACCUGUCCUCUCAACAAACCCCCACCGACUCCAGUUCUCUUUAAUACCUGUUCCCCUAAUUCACCCUAGCUAUAGUCAGUGCUCAAAUCACUCCAUCAGAUGGAACCACGUUAUGUGCAAUCCACUCUCGGCUAAAAGAGCGUACCUUUCCGUAAAAAUAGCUUAUCACCAUGCUACUGACAUGGUCUUAGUAGCCAGCCCUAAUGGGCCCCACCUGAGGCUUAUGAAGCAAGCAAUGGCGUUAGUGGUGUUCUCUCUAGGGCCCAUGGAUCGGUUGGCUAUAGUGACUUACUCUUCUGCAGCGGCACGCAUCUUCUCUCUCAGGCGCAUGACGUCAUGCGGGAAGCGGGCAGCCCUACAAGUAAUUGACCGGCUCUUCUAUGUGGGGCCGCAUGCAGAUCCUACAGAAGGGCUGAGGAAAGGGGUAAAGAUACUUGGAGACCGUUCUCACCAAAACCCUCACUCUUUAAUGCUACAUCUGUCUGACAGCCCUAUAAGAUCAUACCAUCCGUUAGCUACAGAUGUGCCACUCACAUUCCACAAGUUUCAUGUUGGGUUUGGCUUCCGAAGCUCAAACGGGUUCAUAAUGCAUGAACUUGAAGGGUUUCUUGCAAGCAUUCUUGGGGGAGCUGUCAGAGAAGUCCAGUUGAGGAUUGGCGUGGACUCGAGGAUUGUGAGGCUAGGUGAAAUUAGAGCUGGCGAGGAGAGGAGAGUGCCAUUGGUUCUUGGGGAGACUGGAAAGGUGCAUGUAGAGUACAGCUAUGAGGACUCCAUGCUUGGUGGUUCUGCCGAAACGGGAGUGAUAGUGGUGGGCAUUCAUGAUAAGAGAGAAAGCACUGUAGGCACCAUAGAUAGUGUCCAGACCAUAAUGGGAAGGACUGGCGGUGUUGGAAAUUGGCAAUACCAUGAUCCUUUCAUGGCUAGAAGAUGGGCAAAACAUUUGCUUGGCUAUAGGGGAUGAAGAACUUCUUCUGCAUAUGUUAGAGUAUAUUUCUUUUACACUGACCAAUUCCUUGACGUGUUUAAAUUGAAACAUUGGUAUUGAAGCAGAUUGUACUAGAUUUUUCUGAGUGAUCUUUGUACAGAAGCCCAUCUGCAUGACUGCAGUGAUGCUAUAAAAUUCAAUUCAGGUUCUGGUCUUCUUGGAGUUAAUGACAUUGCCAGAUGCUCAAAGUCAUAGGCUGAUAUGAAAAGGCUAAAAGAGCACCCCAAUUGAGGGAUCUAAAUAUCAUUUUAGGUAGGUGCUAUGUAAUACCCUGUACUCAAUUAAAUUGAAUGAGUUUUAAUGGUUCAUACCGGCCAAAUGCCAAGGUGAAGAGAUACCGGUGAACGAAUACAGCAACAUAACUCCAGAGUCG
This is a messenger RNA of Cuscuta europaea, 2380 nucleotides long. The record is from the annotation of a GenBank genome assembly. NCBI's taxonomy places the organism in Eukaryota, Viridiplantae, Streptophyta, Magnoliopsida, Solanales, Convolvulaceae.